Molecule: messenger RNA, 3641 nt
Organism: Mollisia scopiformis
Lineage: Eukaryota; Fungi; Ascomycota; Leotiomycetes; Helotiales; Mollisiaceae
Product: glycoside hydrolase family 47 protein
Exons: 2
Coding region: 244-3459 (1071 amino acids)
Biological process (GO): endoplasmic reticulum mannose trimming; mannose trimming involved in glycoprotein ERAD pathway; carbohydrate metabolic process
Cellular component (GO): membrane; endoplasmic reticulum
Molecular function (GO): mannosyl-oligosaccharide 1,2-alpha-mannosidase activity; calcium ion binding
Source: RefSeq, a predicted model, not a curated record
CUACGAUUCAGCCAUUGACUUCAUUAGGUACCCGGCCCGGCGGCCGAAAUUCACGCUCACGUGCCCUCGAUAACAAUUGUCCUUCCAAGGUUGAUUUCCAUCUUACCAACCACCCCACAAAGGGCACCUCCCUCUCCUCAUUCCUGGAGCUUUUCCCAUUAAUGAAUUAACGAUCCCGCGACGACCGUCCUGGAGACAAUACGUUUGAGCUCACAUGCCUCCGGCCGAUUACGCGCUCCGGUGAUGCCAUGGCGAUGGCAAGGACUGCUGUGCAGCAGACCUCACUCUGCAGGCACAACAAUAACAUCAACAUGGCUUGUCCUCGCGCUCUUCUUCGCGGCGUGUGCCCAUGCUAUGACGCCGGCGCGGAUCGCGGAACUGAGGCAGGAGACGGUGGAUAUGUUUUAUCAUGGGUACAAUAACUAUAUGGACGUGGCGUUUCCUGAAGAUGAGUUGCGACCAUUGUCCUGUACCCCGUUGACGAGGGACGAUUCGAGUCCGCAUAAUGUGCAGCUGAACGAUGUCCUGGGCAACUACUCGCUCACGCUGAUCGAUAGUCUGUCCACGCUCGCUAUACUGGCUUCUGCGCCGCCGGACAGAGAUGCUACGGCUGCGAAUGCGCUGCAGGAUUUCCAGGACGGGGUCGUGGCGCUGGUGCAACAAUAUGGAGAUGGGACGAAAGGACCAGCGGGGAAGGGGUUGCGAGCGCAGGGUUUCGAUGUCGAUAGUAAGGUGCAGGUCUUCGAGACGGUUAUUAGAGGCGUAGGAGGGUUGGUGAGCGCGCAUUUGUUUGCUGCUGGGGAUCUGCCAAUCUUGGGAUAUAACCCGAAGCGGCUUGCGCGGCCGUCGAAAUUUAGACUUCAGAAGGGCGAGAUACCGGCGAUUCCGUGGCCGAAUGGGUUAAAGUAUAAUGGACAGCUUCUGAGACUUGCGCUAGAUCUGGCGGAGCGUCUGUUGCCGGCUUUUUAUACGAAGACGGGGAUGCCGUAUCCCAGGGUCAAUCUAAGGCAUGGGAUUCCGUUCUAUGUCAAUUCACCGUUACAUCAGGGUGCUGGGGCGGAUGAUCAGAAUGAUGGCGGGCCUGAGAUUACGGAAACGUGUAGUGCUGGAGCUGGAAGUUUGGUCCUUGAAUUCACGGUGCUGAGCCGACUUUCAGGAGACACGAGAUUCGAACAACUUGCCAAGCGAGCAUUCUGGUCCGUUUGGAGUCGGAGAAGCCCGAUUGGACUCAUGGGAGCUGGUAUAGAUGCCGAAAGUGGACAAUGGAUAGGUCACUAUGCAGGCAUUGGUGCCGGCACCGAUAGCUUUUUUGAAUAUGCAUUGAAGAGCCAUAUUCUUCUUUCUGGACACGAACAACCGAACUUGACUGCCCAAUUCAAAGAGCCGCAUCCUGCAUGGUUGGAUCCGAAUACUAUCUAUACUCCUUUGACUGAGGAUCAGAAUUCUCCCGAGGCGUUUUUGGCUGCUUGGCAUGAGGCUCAUGCUGCAGUCAAGAGACAUUUGUAUAGUGGGAUGCAUCAUCCGCAUUAUGUUAAUGUGCAUCUGCUUACUGGUUCGCCUCAAGCUUAUUGGAUUGAUAGCUUGGGUGCUUAUUACCCUGGCUUGUUGGUUUUAGCUGGUGAGGUUGAAGAGGCUAUCGAGACGAGUCUUCUUUAUACAGCGUUGUGGACUCGGUAUAAAGCGCUUCCAGAACGAUGGUCUGUUACAGAUGGCAAAGUGUGGAGCGGUUUCCAUUGGUGGCCUGGACGUCCAGAGUUCAUCGAGUCUACAUACCAUCUCUACCGUGCAACUCGAGAUCCUUGGUACCUUCACGUUGGCGAAAUGGUCUUGGAGGAUAUCAAAAGCAGAUGUUGGACGGCUUGUGGUUGGUCCGGUCUUGCUGAUGUUCAUACUGGAGAGAAGAGCGAUCGUAUGGAGAGCUUCUUUCUUGGCGAGACGGCAAAAUAUCUAUAUCUCCUUUUCGACCCAGAUCAUCCACUAAACCAGCUUGACGCAGCGUACGUCUUUACUACGGAAGGCCAUCCUCUCAUUAUCCCGAAGGAAAAAUCAUCCCCUGUGAUCAGGAAGAAGGCUCCAAAAUGGAAGGAUGUUGGCACUUAUUCUGGGUUGGAGUACACCAAUACUUGUCCAGCUCCUCCUACGCCUGUCCCGUUCACUGUAUCGGGAAUUGCCGCUAGGACGGAUAUCUUCCAUGCAGCGAAUUUGAUGGGUUUGGAUCGUAUACCCAGCAGACAUGCGAUAAUAGGAGGUACUUCGAGAUUUAAGAAUGAAGCGGCAGAUGUCCAAUCGGACUAUACAUAUUAUCCCUGGACACUACCUGAGAAUCUGAUGCCUGUCAAUGGUACCUGUGACCGACUACCUAUCAAACCUACAACCACCAUCGAGUUCCCCACGAACAAUGAUCAAGUCGUACCAUUGAAUGGAUUCAACCCUCAAUUCGUCAACACUGCUCUCAUCCGUGUUCAGGAUGGAGUUUAUGUGAGCAGCCUUUCGGGUCUGAAGCUUGGAUUGAUCUGGGAAUCACCUUCUCAAUAUCGAUCGAUCGAUGGGCCACUGAAUGAUGCUUGGCGAGUCUUUAGUAUCAAUGGUCAGCCAUUGGGACGAGAUGAGCAGAUUCUUAUUCCUAGAGAACUCGUCGCUGAUCUGGCUGAUCCAUGGUUCUCUAGGAUUCGAGACACGAUUAUGCUUGAUAUCAUUCUUCAGCUCCAUCAUGAACCUGUCGUCAACACUACCGGCACCGGGAACGAUAUAUUGCCUGAACCGGAGCUAAAGGAAGAGCACCAUGAACGGUCACCAAUUGUGCUAGAGGGUACCAAUCCAGGUGGGCUAGCACAUCUUACGAGGAAAUUAUCAUCUAUUUAUGCAUCCUUUACCUCAUCUCUUACAGCUUCUCUCCAUCCUCCUUCCGGGACUUCGUUACCUGAAUCGGGAGUUGCCCAAGCAUACCACGCCGUAGCAAUCACUGCCAUUGCCCCAACAGGAAUAGGAGCAGCACCCAUCGUCGAUGUGCAAGAAGCCCCCGACCCAUUCCAAGGCCCCCGAGUCGACAGCCUCAGCUGGUCUCGCAUCUUCUUCGCGGGAGAAGCCUGCACCAAGAAACUUCCCGACGCAGCAGCCACCAGAUACGAUGUUAUCGUCAUGCGACGAGGCGGAUGCAUGUUCACCGAGAAACUGGCCAAUAUACCUAGUUUUACACCUACGGCUCACGGUCUGAAACUCGUCAUCAUUAUCUCGGACGAGAAUGAAAGCGCGAACGGUGACAACCUCAUCAGGCCUUUGUUAGACAAAGCUCAAGUUACGCCCAGCGGCUUGUUAAGACAUAAUCAGAUUAGCAUGGUGAUGGUCGGCGGAGGGGACGCGACGGAGGCACUGUUCAAACGCACGAGGAGUGUUGGUAUUAGAAGGCGCUACCACGUUGAGAGUAAGGGGAUCGUGGUCGGCAAUAUUGCUGUUGUAUGAUGAAUGAGGGAGGGUCGGCUGUGAAUACAUGGGCAUUGGAUUGGGAGGUGGGAUUGCAUAUGAGAAUUAGCACUGGGAUUGGUGAAAGGCGUUGUUUGUUUUGGAUGCAUGGUGCGUUUGUAGAUACCAUUGUUUGAGUAGGGAACGAAGACACUUUACGUUAUUGGGGUCCUGGUUUGGUG